GUAUUUUUAUAUUUAUUUAUAGAUCCAUUGGAAGAAAAAUGCACUUUAUGGUGUAAUGUGUAUUAUUCGACGUCCCUGUUGCUGCUCAAGCCGACCUUUUCUCUUCAACGAAGGAUCGAACUUCCCGGUGAAGUCAAUCAGCUCGUCUCCCCUGGACGUGUUUGGAUUCCGCACCAAAUGCUGUUGGUGUGUCCCGCUCAAAGUUGCUUCUGUACUGAUAUGCUUGCUUACUUUCAUCUGGGCUACCCUGGAGCUUUUGACUGCAGAAAAGUUUCUAAAAAGAUUGAUAGAUGACAAAGAUAUCGUAUUUUUCCUGAAGAUAGUCUACUGGGUCAUAUCUAUAGGUCUAAUGAUAGCCGCUGGAAUACUUUUACUGGGAAUUAUGUUGGAUAAAUACCUCUUCGUAAACAUUUACGUAUGGUACGUGCUUGUAUUUACAUGUCUGGUGGUGGUGGUGCACUUGGCAGGCUCUAUCUUUGCUAUAGUCAAGAUGGACGCCGUGACUAAACGGUUUGCCAUCAAGCUUGCACUGGCCACUCUAUGUGGUCUUCUAUUUCCUAUUGAUAGUGAAUAG
Ostrinia furnacalis (Asian corn borer) is the source of this 574-nucleotide messenger RNA. RefSeq lists its product as uncharacterized. The transcript has 5 exons. Lineage: Eukaryota; Metazoa; Arthropoda; Insecta; Lepidoptera; Crambidae. Bases 56 to 574 code for a protein of 172 amino acids. The record is from RefSeq and is a predicted model, not a curated record.